Messenger RNA from Saccostrea echinata, 1470 nucleotides. RefSeq lists its product as uncharacterized. Lineage: Eukaryota; Metazoa; Mollusca; Bivalvia; Ostreida; Ostreidae. The transcript is spliced from 10 exons. Bases 1 to 1470 code for a protein of 489 amino acids. The record is from RefSeq and is a predicted model, not a curated record.
AUGAACAAAGCCAGACAUGUGAUUUGGUUGUUGUUGUUGACAAGUGGUUACUUCACAGUAUUUGUUAGAGGAAACUGCAGCGUUACCAGUAAAGCGGGUAAUUGUACCACUAAUCCCAAAGCCGUUUCUGGAACGUGGUUUUCAGUAAAAGCCCAGAGCACAAUCCAAGACAAUGACGUCAGCUUUAUUGCCGAAAUGGAGGAGAGUUGUAACGAACUCCCGUUGAAAGUAGACGUUCAAGUCAAAGCUCACACUGGCUCAGACUUUAUUUUUCCGGGGAGCGGUAUUACGCAAAGGACGGAUGACUCUGACAGUCCCUAUGGAGGGGUAGUUUAUAAGUAUAAAGCUGAUUCAAGCAUCAGGAUUAUGGUUCCUAAAAGAGAAAACGGGAAAUCAUCGGGUAUUACACUGUUCUCGGGUGGAUCGUCAUGGGAUGGCGUUAUCCAGGUAAACGAGACAGCCGCAGAUGUCAGAUAUCGUGUCUGGUGUAGAUGUAACUUUCCCACACCUGCCUUUGAAUCCAGUUGGACAAAUAUAGAUGCGAGAAACAAUAAUUUCUUGGAGAUCAAUCAUGGACUAGGAAUCAUGCCAGAUAUGGUUAUUGUACAGCUCCGUCACGGUUCAACAGACCGGGACUGGGUAUCUGACGUCAUGGGGUCAAUGUCUACUUCAAGAACUGGAAAAGAAAAGAGUGGUUUAAUUUACGCAUACAACUCCAGAACUGUCAGGAUUUGGGCUCCAGAGAAUGGCAACUUGUUUAACCUAGCUGACGGAUGGGGACUGCCGAGAGAUGUGGACACCGUUAUUUCCGGUCAGUUGAAAGUUUACGUAUGGAGCUACCUGAUGAACACAAAGAGUAAAAGCGUAACAAUAGAUCGCAGAACAUCGAUUCCUAAUCUACAAGUUCCCUUGCCUGUUCCAUUAAACAUUGACCAUGAUAUUUUAUACUUUACAAUUUCACCCACGAAUGGUGAAAAUAGAGGGUUUGCUUUUCCCGGAGUGGGGUCAGUUCAAAAUGCUGACACAAAUACACAAUACGGAGGAGUUAUGUAUUCCUACUCCUCAGACAAAAUCAGACUGUGGCACCCAAAAUUAGACGGACGUCACUUCCUGGUCUACGUCAGCAAUGAUUGGGGCGGAGGACACCAUACACAAUCAGCUGAAUCUGUUACUGCCAGGAUAUCCGUGUGGAAAGCUGGACAAAUAUGUCUAAUUCCUCCGAGCCAUCGGACAACUCCAAAAACGACUACAUUUCCCGUCACAACACUGAAGCCGUCACAUCCAUCUAUGAGUUUGGGGAAUGCCUCAGCUAGAGAUUUAAAUAAGAAAGAAUUGUGGUACGACCGGUCUGUGACGGUUCCCGUUCUUUGGCUUGUAGUCGGUGGAGGGGGACUUUUAUUACUUAUUUUCCUCCUGGCAAUAAUUAUUUACUGUAUAUGCAAAGAGAAUUCAUCAAAUGAGUUCCGAUAG